This is a messenger RNA of Caenorhabditis remanei, 1734 nucleotides long. RefSeq lists its product as uncharacterized. Lineage: Eukaryota; Metazoa; Nematoda; Chromadorea; Rhabditida; Rhabditidae. The transcript is spliced from 10 exons. Gene Ontology annotation, cellular component: nucleus. Bases 1 to 1734 code for a protein of 577 amino acids. The record is from RefSeq and is a predicted model, not a curated record.
AUGAGUCUCGACACAGAUUUUCUGAAGAAUGUGGAGGUGCGGGAGGACGAUGAGCAUGGGACAGUGCUAGUGGCGGUCACACAGAUUUCUUCGGGAAGGAAUAUUGGAGUCAUUGAUAAGAGCACUCCCAACAAUUCCAACGAGAUCCUCCUUCUGAACUUGAUAAAAGAAGCCGACGUCGGAGAGGACGCGAAUAUUUGCAUGACGCAGGUGGAGUUCAAGACCCAUUUCAAAACAAGUCGAAUCAUCGACAUCGGGGAGAGGUUACUUCUGCAGAGGUUGUCAGAGGAAGAGUGUGAUGAGGAGGAUCAGGAUGAGAUUGAGAAUUUGUUGAUAUUAAAGGAUGAUGAUCGACCCGACAGCACCCAAAGCUUCAACAAAUCAAGCAGCGAAGAGAACGGUCUGAUCAGCGGUCUAGAGGAGUACAUUCGAGAGCACGGAGAGCUCGCGCCAGGCCAGACACCUCCUGACGGAUCACACAAGUGUGGCGUUUGCCCGAAAAGUUUUACCAGUGCGAGCGGACUCAAACAACACUCUCACAUUCACUGCUCCCUAAAACCGUUCCGCUGUCACCUCUGCCCCAAAUCCUACACUCAAUUCUCCAAUUUGUGCCGUCAUCGCAGAGUUCAUUCGGACGGCUGGACUUGUCCAUCGUGUCAAACUUCUAUGCCAUCACAAGCGGCACUGACAAAGCAUCGACCGAUUUGUGAAAUGGCUGCUCUAUACAAACCAUUGAUGGCUCAACUGGCUGGACUUAGUACUGGAGGAUCAGCGAAUGCGAUGGCAGCGAUGCCCUAUUGGCCACAUAUUUUGCAGAUGGCUUCGCAGGUGCCUCACUUCCCUCUGGCCUUCCUCGCCGCCAAUCCAGAAGCCUAUGCCAAAAUGAUGCAGCAGACGACGUCGUGCGCGUCUCCAGAUGCCGAGUGUUCGUCGAGCGGCCAUGCCAGCGAGUCUUCCCCACCGAGCACCACUGAACCAGUCGACCUCACCGCUACCCCAAAACCCCCGUCAACAUCAGAAAUGGAGUCAAAAUCAGACGACGGCGAGGACCGUGACAGUAUCGGAGAUUCAGGAAACGAUGAUGACGAUGAUUCAGAAGUUGGAGCACACGAUGAGCUGAUAGCAACGACGACGUCAAACAAGAAGCACGCGAAUCCCCACUCGAUCUCAGCCAUCCUCGCCGCCUCUCAACAGCCACAACUCGGCGCACAGCCGUUGAGUCCGACACAGAUUUUGGCGAUGUUGCAACGUCCGUUCAGUUAUAAUCCAUCUGCCGCUUCUGGUCAUCCGUUUCUCACGGCAAUGGGCGGAGUCAAGGCUUCAUCGUCGCCGAAUUCGAGUGUGAAUGGAGCCGGAAAGGAUAGGUACACGUGCAAGUUUUGUCAGAAGGUGUUCCCGAGGUCGGCGAAUUUGACACGACAUUUGAGGACACAUACUGGAGAGCAGCCGUAUAAGUGUCAAUACUGCGAGCGAAGCUUCUCAAUCUCCUCGAAUCUUCAACGUCACGUCCGCAACAUUCAUAAUAAGGAACGUCCGUUCCGUUGUCGAAAGUGUGAGCGACGCUUCGGACAACAAACCAAUCUCGAUCGACACCUCAAAAAGCAUGAGAUGUGUUCUGAGGAGGCGUGCGGUGGUUCUUCUGGCGACGACGACUGUGAAGUUGCCACAUCUUUAGCCACGUCGUCGUUCACUGACAUUCCGCGUCUUGCCGCCGCUUUUUUGAAUAUUGUUUAG